CAACUGUGACACUGUCAUUGUCAGAGGAGAGGAAAGAACAACAAAAAAAAAAAAGAAAAAAAAAAACUGCUCUGCUUUGGAGACUGCAAAACUCCAAGCAACUCGACCAAAAAGAAUGCUUAUUUACAACCUUAACCGUUUUCCUUCAUCUUUUUCCCCAUUUAGGGUUUUGUUUUCUAGCUCUCAACUCCCCCCAUUUUCCCAUUUUUCUCAAAAUAAGCUACUUUUAAUUUGCCAGUUGCUGCUCAUAUUGUUCUACCACCUUGCUCAUAUUGCAGAGAGGUCUUCUGAGUUCUGACAGUACUUGUGUCUGUAUGCGCGUGAGUGGGUCAGGGAAGCAGCAUUGAAGAAUAACUUUACCAUUGUUAUUUCUUGUUUGUUACUUAUAAGAGAGGGUGAAAUAUGCAGACUCCAAAAGCGAGUAGGAAUGGCUCAUCAGAAGUGCUUCAGAGAACCUCUCCUUCCACGAAAUCUUCCCAAAAGUCAUCUCCCACGACAAUUCGGAUUGCUCGACAGCUCAAAACGGCCGGAUCAGGUUCUGGUUCAAUUGCUUCUCCAAAUUCUUUGAGCAAAAAAAGGAGUCCUAAAGCCUUGGAACGUGGGUCACCACGAACCCCAACGACUGAGAAGCAUACCCCCAGCAAAUUGUCAGAGGUACAAUCUCAGCUUGCUGAGCUCGAAGAUGAGUUUAAGAGGGCAAAGGACCAGUUGAUCUCAUCUGAAGCAGUAAAGUGGCGUGCCCAGCAAGAGUGUGAAGAAACAAAGAAACAGCUCUCAGUGAUGUCAGCAAGGCUUGAAGAGUCUCAACAGCAGUUGAUGCAGCUUUCCACUUGUGAGGAUUCUCGGGUUCAAGAACUUCGCAAACUCUCCCAAGAACGCGACCGAGUUUGGCAAUCUGAGCUUGAGUCUAUCCAAAAGCAGCACUCUAUGGAUUCUGCUGCACUUGCCUCUUCCUUGAAUGAGAUCCAAAAACUCAAAAGACAGCUUGAAAGGGUAGCUGAGUCUGAAGCAACCCAGAGUAUGAAUGCAGAAACAGCACAUGCUGAGAUUCAACAUUUAAGGGCAGAGCUUUCCGAAACUUUUUCACUGGUUGAAAAUAUGAGAAAGCAGCUUAACGACUGCAAAGGAUCUGAAGCUCACGCAAUGGAAGUGGCUAGAGAGGCCCACAUGCAAUUAGAGGAAACCAUAAAAGGUGCAGAGAAUCUGCGUUCUGAGGGCCUCAAGGCAAAGGAGGCGUAUAAUAGUUUAGUGUCAGAGUUAGAGCAGUCAAAAGCUGAAGUUACAUCAUUAGAGAACAUGGUCAGGAAACUCAUGGAUGAUUUGGAAGCUAGGAGCCAAAAUUCAUCAGGAGAGAUCAUGCCUAAGGAAGAUGGUGAAGAUGAGAAAGAUGAUACCAGUGAGCUCAAAGCUGAAAUCGAGUCUUUAAAACUAGAAAUUGAUCAGCUAAAGUCUGCGUUAGAAGCUUCCGAAAAUAGAUACGAGGAACAGUAUAUCCAGAGCACAUUGCAAAUUAGAAAUGCGUAUGAUCAAGUGGAGCGGGCAAAGUCAGACUCUAGUACUAAGGAGGCUGGUUUAGAGCAAGAAUUGAAGAAAGCAAAGGAUGCAAUUGAAGAGGUGAAAUCAGAGAUGAUGAGUAAAGAAACCAUGAUAAAGAAUUUAUCAGAAAGUAACAAAGAGCUAAUCAUCAAAAUUGAGGAAAAUGAGACAAGCCCGAAAAAGUCAGAACUUGAGAUUGAGCUUAAGAAGUUGAAGGCAGAUAUCCAGGAUCUAAAGGAAGCUUUGUUGGACAAGGAGACUCAAUUACAGCAUACCACAGAGGAGAAUGAGAUGCUAAAAGCGGAUAUACAGAGGAGAGAAGAGAGAAGAAGCCAAGUAAACCAGGAGGCUGCUGCUUUAGCAGAGGCAGCAAAGGCUGCAGAGAGUGAUGCGUUGAUGAAACUUGGAUGCGUAACUGAGGAGGCAGAUAAAAGUAGUCAGAGAGCCACAAGAGUUGCUGAACAGCUAGAUGCAGCGCAAACUGCAAAUGCAGAACUUGAAGCUGAGCUUAGGAGAUUGAAGGUUCAAUCAGACCAAUGGAGGAAGGCAGCUGAAGCAGCUGCCAAUAUGCUUUCAACUGGAAAAUUUGUUGACCGUACAGUUUCUCUUGAUAGCACCUAUAAUACUCUUGCUGCAAAGAUGGAUUCUCCUCUUUCAGAUGACAUGGAUGACGACUCAUCCAAAAAGAAAAAUGGUAACGUGUUGAAGAAGUUUGGGGUGUUGUGGAAGAAAGGUCAAAAGUAAGGCUGGUCCUAAAUGAUAACUUCUGUGCUGCUCUAAAAUAAUCUUUUUUCUAGAAUCUGUUUUAUGUUUUUGGUAGAAUAUGGCUUUGUAAUCGUGUAUACUGUUGGGAGGAUAAAAAUCUGUAGCGAGACAUCACAGAGGGUUUGUAUAGUUAAUUCUAAUCAUUCUAUUUCAAUUAGCUUAAUACAAAUUCAUUCUUGAGCUAA
This is a messenger RNA of Spinacia oleracea (spinach), 2486 nucleotides long. Its product is annotated as interactor of constitutive active ROPs 2, chloroplastic. The coding region runs from base 403 to 2280 and encodes 625 amino acids. The transcript has 4 exons. The record is from RefSeq and is a predicted model, not a curated record. NCBI's taxonomy places the organism in Eukaryota, Viridiplantae, Streptophyta, Magnoliopsida, Caryophyllales, Amaranthaceae.